Molecule: messenger RNA, 277 nt
Organism: Paramecium octaurelia
Lineage: Eukaryota; Ciliophora; Oligohymenophorea; Peniculida; Parameciidae
Source: the annotation of a GenBank genome assembly
AUGUAAACAAACAUGAACGGAUCAAAUAUGAAGAGUCAAUUGAGAGUAUCCUCUUUGUCAGAGAAGGAAGAAGCCUAAGAAACCUUGGAAAGUACAAUUUAAUUUUGAUUAAGUAAUUCAUGAGAUGUCCCAAAUUCUGAAUUGCGGAUUGGAUAGAUAAUAAUUAGCCAUUUUAGUUAGUAUGAUAGAAAAUGGUGUGAAUCCUGAAGCUUUGGCCUUGGUUGUAAAUGAGAUGAAAACGGAGCUGAACACAUACAAGAAAAUUCAUAAAUAAUGA